AUCAGUUGUGCGUCGUUGAUAAUGACUAUACACCUAUAUUAUAUUUUUAGGUGAUACUGAUCGCACUGGUCAGGAUCAGGGAGAUAGAUACAUCUUUUGUUAAGAUAGCAGAAAUAAUGGAAGAUGUUAGUGAAGAUAUAAUUAUUAACAGCAACAAAGCUCUAGAGUACCUACAGCGAACAACAGCCACUUUACAAACAGAUUACAAUAACAAGGACCAACAGUUAGCAUGUUCAGUUGUUGAAGCAAGCCACAUUAUGGAAACCCUGGUUGAUUUCUUUGAUACAUCGGAUACUUCUGACAGUACAAUGGUCGAUGUUCAAGCUGAAAUGACGAAAGUGGCUGAGCUAAUAUUACGAGGAGUUUGUCAAACAUAUUGUGAUGAUUCAAAUUGUGAUACCACCUGUCCAAUGACCAUAUUUCAGGUUAGACCGCUUGUCACUGACACGGAAUCUUGUUUACUGAAAAUGAUGAUUAUUCUGAUAGAGAGACAAAACAUUGAUCUUAUAGAGAUAUCUGGCGAUUUAACUAUAUCAGGGUACAGAAUGUUAGUCAGAGAUAUUUUCUUCCAACCAUCAAUAUUUAACGUGUUACGUAUACCACCAACUCCAGCAAACCUCGCAGCAAAUAGUUCCUAUGCUGACAAGUCUGUUAUUUUUUUGAUGAUAGUUGUCGAUCAAAGCUUGUAUAGCUUUGUUCCUGACCCAUAUGGUUUGAAUUCUGGUAUCUUUAAAACAUUUCUGAUGGAUGCAGACGGACAACCUGUCGAAAUAUUUAAUUCAAUAGACUUCUUAGUAGAUGCUUCAAAUGAAAUACAGGACGAAACAAAUGUUAGAAAUCCUCUAAUUAAUGGAACAGAAAAUCUGGAAGCUUCAUUUGACUUUGGGAGUGAAAACGGUAUGGUUAGUGUAUUAUUGAGCAGUUUGCAAGAAUGCACAACAACCGUGUCAUCUACCAAUUCAACAUUCGAUAUAGUUACCAUUGGGUUGGAUACAGUUAUAAAAGACGAAUCUCCUUCCAAUAUCAACAUCAGUUUCUUCAAUCAGUCACUACAAUUCUUCGCCAGUCCACCUAAUCCACCAAUGGAUAUGUUUGUACAUUGUAAAGCCUGUAUUCAGCAAUCAGAAGUGAUAUUUGUAUUGGAUGCUUCUGGGAGUGUUACAGCACCGUCAUUCGAAGAAAUGAAGGAUUUUGUUGUGUCAUUGGUACAGUUGAUGCAAAUAGGACCAGAACAGGUCCGGAUAGGGUUAUUAACAUUUGACACAACACCCAGUGUUAUUUUUCAGUUAGAUGAAUUUACCGAUUCUGCAACUGUUAUUACGAAUGUUAAAGGCGCUAAUUUUACAGGUGGUUUAACCUACGCAGGGGAAGCUUUAAAAGAAGUUCGAACAGCAAUGCUUCCUUUAGCAAGACCUGGUGUACAGCGACUGGUUAUACUCUUAGCUGAUGGUGCUUCAGCUGAUACGAUUUUAUUAUACGACGAAUCUGACAUGCUUAAGGCAAGCGGUGUCGAAAUUGUUGGAGUUGGAAUACGAAACUAUGAUUAUCAAGAGUUUCAAACUGUUACAAGUGACCCAGACGCUGCUUAUUUUUUUCCAGUUCCUGACUUUUCAGCUUUGACUGAUUUAUCAAAAAACAUGAUUAAUCAGAUUUGUGGUGGAUUAUGGACAAAUUUGACUUCAAAUGAAAUCCGGGCAGGAAAAUUAUCUAUGUAUGCCUUAAACAGUGCUGAUAAUAAAUGGGAGAGGUCUUCAGAUAUAAAGCUAAAAGCAAUAGAAGAUAGCACUGUAGUAUUUGAAAGUAAUUUCUUUGGGACGUUCGGUGUUAGUAUAAUGGCGAUUCCUCCUGAAACAAUAGAUUUCGAUGAAGUUUUUACAAACUUUGAUGACAAGAUUGCUGAUAAUCCUUAUGUUAUUGCAAUGAACUGUAUUCUACUAGCAGGGUUGGCUAUUGGCACUGUGAUCAUGAGAAAACUUGAUCUUGAAGACAAGAGAUUGUGGCAGUACAAACCGUUAGCUGACAAUAUAGACAGUGCUACCUUUUCCUAUUACAUCUCGGUUCAUACAGGAUUUUGGUCUAAUUUUCGAUUAUCCUCUACUCCGUUUAUAAUAUUAAAGGGAUGGUAUGGAGAAACAAUGUGUCGCCCUCUAGUUGACAAAGCUGGACUGUUCAGAAACUUGAUGCGCUGGAGAUGUUCUAAUUUCCAAUUAAAAACGGAUGUAAACCUUGGACCGUUGACAGAAGUAAAAAUAUGGCAUGACAAUGCUGGUGUCAACAAAAGUUUGUUUUUGGAUAAGGUGUUAAUAAGCAAUGGAAAUCUAGGAGAAACGUAUGUAUUCUUCUGCAAUGACUGGUUAUCUGAUAGUAAAGGUGACACAAAGACUUACAGACAACUCUAUUGUGCUCAACCCGAAUUUAAAGAUGGAAAUACGCUAUUUUCGUCUAUAACUCGUUUCCGAUUGUUUGAUGAGCACUUAUUGCUUUCAUUAUUUGGAAGACCAAGUUUUAGUCGAUUUUCACGGGUUCAACGAUUGUAUUGCAUUGCAUCAAUGAUGUCGUUAUCCUUUCUCGCUAGCGCCAUGUUUUUCAAAGCAGAUGAUACUGUACACAUUCACGGAGUAUCUAUAGGACCAAUGAAAGUUACUUACAAACAAGUGUAUGUUGGCCUGAUGACGUCAGUGAUGACGUUCCCGGUUGGAUUCCUAAUGGGAUACAUUUUUAGAAACAGACGAUAUAAACAAAAUCCAAAAGAUUUAUUAACUGGUGGAAUAAUCACAAAAGACAACGCCAAACUGCCAUGGUUUUUUGUCUUUAUUGGAUAUGGAAUUGCCGGCAGCACUUUGGUUUCUGGAUCCUUUUUUACUACCCUUUACAGUAUACAAUGGGGUUCGGAGACCUCGACUGAUUGGAUGUUGUCUAUUCUCUUUGGAACAACGAAUGGAAUUAUGUUUUUCGAUCCAUUCAAGGUUCUUUUCUUGUCACUGAUUGUAGCCCUGGUUUUUAAGGGAUUUGCAAGAAAAGAAAUCGAAAUAAUGGCUCCUUUCUAUGUCGACGAUUCCCAGUUUGGCAUUGGGUUAUCAUCAAAUGUACCUUUCUAUAACAAAUGGCCUGGUGACAAUAAAGAAACGGGUGCAGUUGCAGAAAUGAAGCGACGUCUUGGAUUAGAUCAAAAACUCUCAAAGCUCUUCCAGGGAAUUUUGUUGGAGUUGUUAUUUGUAGCUUUACUUUCCAUAAUUUGUUCUCAUUUUGUGAUAACAAAUGCAUAUCUACAAAAUGAUCAGUUGAUAAAGCAGUUACAACCAUUAAAAAAGAUUAACGUAACCAAAGACAUUUGGGAGUGGAUGUUUUACAAAUACUUACCAAAUAUAUAUCCAAGAAAACGUUACAAUGGUGGUUUUAUGUCUCCAGAGGAGCGAAAAUUUACGAGUGAUGAAAUCAGCUUCAGAAUGGGUCCAAUCAGACUGAGACAAAUAAGGACUACUGGUAUUUGCGAUAUACCUGAAAUAAUGGAGAACUCAGUAAAACAGUGCUCCCCGGACCUUUCAUUUGAUACUGAAGAAAAAGGAAACUUUUGUCCAGAUUGGACUACCUACAAUGACAAUUGUUUUGGAUCCGGAUUUACAUAUAUGUCUAGCGAGGAAACUGGGACAUUUACCAAGUUCGGAGAGUAUGACAAAUAUGGCGGCGGGGGAUAUGUCCUUGAUUUGAAUCCAUUUAAAAGUGAUGUUAAAUAUGAAAUACUCAAACUAAAUAGGACCAACUGGAUAGAUAAGCAGACUAGAUUCAUCAGCAUUGAAAAUGUUAUUCUUAAUGUUAACACCAAACUUUUUAGUCUGGUUACAUUUAUGGUGGAGAUACCUACGACAGGCGGAUAUUAUCUGAGGUCAGAUGUACUCACAUCAAAUUUGUACCCUUACAUCAAUGCAUGGGACUAUGUUGUAUUAGCAGGACAAAUAUUUUUUGUACUACUUACAUUCAUUCGGACUGUAUAUUUUACAUACGAAGCAUGGAAGUUAAAAUCAAAAUGCUUUCGAUCAAUCACAUGUUGGGGAACUAUGUUAAGUAUAUUGCUUUCGUUUACGGCAGUGGCAUGUUAUAUAGCCAGGAUUGACCGAACCAUUGUUAUUGUUGAGGAUAUAUUCAACUCCGCGGGUACCUUUGUGUCUUUUGAACUAGUCCAGUUAAUGGAUGACAUCAACAAAGCAUGUAUUGGAGUUGUUCUGUUUAUAGCCAUCCUAAAUCUUCUGUCAUCUCUCAGCUUUAACUAUUAUCUGUACAUGAUGAAGACAUCUAUUGGACUAGCUAAGGUUGAUAUUUUGUCGUUUGCGUUGCUGGCAGCCAUUAUACUGGCAGCAUUCUCUUCUUUUACAUACAUCGUCAUGGGAGGUACAUCCUAUCAGUUUCGAGACUUCUUUAAUACAUUUGGAACUUUAUUCAGAAUGAUGCUAGCAAUGGUAACUUUCCGUGAUGCCGAAAUGGCAGCCAACGCACAGUCAAAUGUGAUCUUUUCUUUCUUCAUAUUUAUUAUGACAUUAUUAAUGGUUAACGUCUUUAUCUGCAUAUUGAAUGAUGCGUUUGCUACAGUGAAAUCAAGUUGGAAUACGAAUAAGGAUAUUGAACCUUUCGAUGAAGAACUAAAUGAACACUUUUGGUGGAAAGUUGGACAAGCAUUCACAGUUUGCGCUAGCAGCUCUGAUGCGGCUUCCAAAUAUAAGCCAGAGCCUAGCGGAGUCGAUCAAGAUUUCAAACAGUUAGAUCAAAUGAUUGGUAGACUUUUUAAGAGAACAACAAAUACCUUUGAAGGGAGGUAUUCCCAUUGAAAGGUU
Mytilus trossulus (common blue mussel) is the source of this 4826-nucleotide messenger RNA. RefSeq names its product polycystin-1-like protein 2. The record is from RefSeq and is a predicted model, not a curated record. Lineage: Eukaryota; Metazoa; Mollusca; Bivalvia; Mytilida; Mytilidae. Gene Ontology annotation, molecular function: protein binding; calcium ion binding. The transcript is spliced from 20 exons. Gene Ontology annotation, cellular component: membrane. The coding region runs from base 117 to 4820 and encodes 1567 amino acids.